Messenger RNA from Salvia miltiorrhiza (redroot sage), 3123 nucleotides. RefSeq names its product kinesin-like protein KIN-13A. Gene Ontology annotation, biological process: microtubule-based movement. Bases 422 to 2896 code for a protein of 824 amino acids. The record is from RefSeq and is a predicted model, not a curated record. The transcript is spliced from 14 exons. NCBI's taxonomy places the organism in Eukaryota, Viridiplantae, Streptophyta, Magnoliopsida, Lamiales, Lamiaceae. Gene Ontology annotation, molecular function: microtubule binding; microtubule motor activity; ATP binding.
AAUAUCCAUAAAAUGCAAUGAUGAAUAAUUUCUCCGCCAACAAAGUAAAAGCAAAACUUGGAAAUACACAUCAAUGUAGAUAUACAUAUAUACAUAUAAAUAAUCAUCAUAUAUCUGACGCUCCGUUCCACUCCCUCAAGCAAUCUCAGAAAUCUGCGGAAAAUUUCGCCCAAAAUUAUUUGUUUUUCUGUUUUUUAAUAGAACUCUCAGAUCUGCCUGCAUUUCAUGUUCUAUUGAUUUUGUUUCAGGAUAUCAAUAUAGACGUUGGGAAUUCAGGAAUUUUUGUGCCCGAAUUAAGGGGAUUGGAAUUGGAUUGCGGUUUUGCUGGUGCGGAGCGCGUUGAUGUGUUGCCUUUUGUUCCGAUUUCCCCCCUCUUCUGUGGAAAAUUAGAUCUUGAAAAUUGGCUCCGCAAAAGAGAUCGAUGCGCCACGUUGCUGGCCAGAUGCAGCAGAGCAGCGCGGCGGCGGCCACCGCUCUCUAUGAUAAUGCCGGACCAGGGGUGUCCGGCGGAGAUGCGGGGGAUGCGGUGAUGGCGCGGUGGCUGCAGUCUGCUGGAUUGCAGCAUCUGGCCUCUCCAAUGUCGUCCAAUGCAGUCGAUCACCGCCUGCUCCCUAACCUCCUGAUGCAGGGCUACGGACCGCAAUCUGCAGAAGAGAGACAGAGGCUCUCCAAAUUAAUGAGGAAUCUCAACUUCAAUGGUGAAACUGUUUCGGAGCCUUAUACCCCAACCCCAACUGCCCAGGGCUCAGGUGCAUUUACUCCAACAGAGGGUUAUUACUCUCCUGAGUUCAGGGGGGAUUUUGGAGCUGGACUUUUGGACUUACAUUCUAUGGACGACACAGAGCUCUUAUCUGAUCAUGUUAUCUCAGAGCCAUUUGAGCCAUCUCCUUUCAUGCCUGCUGUGACCAAAGCCUUUGAAACUGAUAUUGUUGGGGUAGCCAACAGGCAGCAAAGGGGACCAAUGGAUGCAGAAGCCCCUGUUGGGCCUUUUAAUGAAAAAGAAUUGAGCACAAGGGAAAAUAAUGUGGCUAAGAUUAAAGUUGUGGUUCGUAAGAGGCCAUUAAACAAGAAGGAACUUGCUCGCAAAGAGGAUGAUGUUGUGGCUGUUUAUGAUGAUGCCUAUUUAACAGUCCAUGAACCCAAGUUGAAGGUUGACCUGACUGCAUAUGUAGAGAAGCACGAGUUUUGUUUUGAUGCUGUCCUGGAUGAGCAAGUGUCAAAUGAUGAGGUAUACCGUAAGACUGUCGAGCCAAUAAUUCCUAUCAUUUUUCAACGUACCAAAGCAACAUGUUUUGCAUAUGGUCAGACAGGAAGUGGCAAGACAUACACCAUGCAGCCAUUACCUCUUAGAGCAGCAGAAGACCUUGUGAGAUUGCUGCAUCAGCCAGUUUAUCGUAAUCAAAGAUUCAAGCUCUGGCUGAGCUAUUUUGAGAUAUAUGGAGGAAAACUUUACGAUCUUCUGAGCGAUAGGAAGAAACUCUGCAUGAGAGAAGAUGGCAGACAACAAGUCUGCAUUGUUGGACUGCAGGAGUUUGAAGUCUCUGAUGUGGCUAUUGUAAAAGAAUAUAUUGAGAGGGGAAAUUCCUCGAGAAGCACCGGCUCUACGGGUGCUAAUGAGGAGUCCUCGAGAUCCCAUGCUAUUCUGCAACUGGUUGUGAAGAAGCACCCUGAGGUGAAAGAAUCUAGGAGGAAUAAUUACAAUAAUGAUGCAAAUGAAUCCAGGGUUGGGAAGGUUGUUGGCAAGAUUUCUUUUAUUGAUCUUGCUGGUAGUGAAAGGGGUGCUGAUACUACGGAUAACGAUCGACAAACACGGAUUGAAGGUGCAGAAAUCAACAAAAGUUUACUGGCACUCAAGGAAUGCAUUCGUGCUCUUGACAAUGACCAGAUUCACAUCCCAUUCCGAGGAAGCAAGCUUACCGAGGUUCUUCGUGAUUCCUUUGUGGGCAACUCAAGGACUGUUAUGAUCUCUUGCAUUUCUCCAAAUGCUGGUUCAUGCGAGCAUACUCUCAAUACUUUGAGAUAUGCCGAUAGGGUUAAAAGUCUUUCAAAAAGUGGGAACCCGAGGAAGGAUCAAUCUAGUUCAUUGCCAUCAAGCGCCAAGGAACCUUCAUCAGCUACAACUUCAUCUGCCGCUGCUGCUGCUGCUGAGGCAGAGGAUUUUUAUGAGCAGCAUCAAGAAUCUAAAGCAAUGGAUACAAGUAGAAGAGUUUCGGAGAAGGAAACUUCAUCUUUCAAUUUUUCUACUGAGGAAGAGAAACCGCCUUCUAGUUUCUCUUCCAAUUUCAACUUAAAUGGCCGUGAUGAGAGCGGAAUGGCUGCUGUUGGUAUGGAAAAGGAACGGUUUGAUGUUAAAAAUUCUUUGAGGGCCUCUACAAGUCAGAAGACAUCUUCUGCUGGAUACACUCAGAGUUCGACUGAUGUAGAAGAGAAGGUGCAGAAAGUAUCUCCACCUCGGCAAAAAGCUUACAGGGAGGAUAGGCUCGAAAAGCAGGGGCAUGGACUAAGAAGGGAUUAUGACAAUAUGGAUAUAAUGUCGCCCACUAGUUAUAAGCAACAAAAUGCGAACACCUCUAAUGCAAAUGCCCCUGUUGCUAAGCAGAGCGAACCUGAGCAGCCCCGUGAUGGCAGUAUCAAUGAGAUACUUGAGGAAGAAGAGGCCCUCAUUGCAGCCCACCGCAAGGAGAUUGAAGAUACUAUGGAGAUAGUUCGUGAAGAAAUGAAACUAUUAGCGGAAGUGGAUCAGCCAGGCUCCCAUAUCGACAACUAUGUGACACAACUGAGUUUCGUGCUAUCACGCAAAGCAGCUAGCCUCGUCAGCCUUCAAGCUCGCCUCGCCAGGUUCCAGCACCGGCUAAGGGAGCAGGAAAUACUGAGUCGAAAAAGGGUACCCCGCUGAAGCAACACUUACCGGAGAGUGACCCGUGAAACUUACGUUACGUUCGUUCUUGUUUAUUGUACCGAUUAUAGCCUACUUUUACUGUCAAUUAUACAUACGAAUCGCCCGAGUUGAAGUUUGUAUUUGUGAAGCAGAAGAAAGCGACUUAGAUAAAUAUGCUAAGAAAUUGUUGAAAGAGAAUAUUGUGAAACCUGGGAAACUAACGAUACUUCGGCAUUUUGUCAUCA